GUAGAAAGACAAUCCUACAUUAAGUUCAAAUGAAAUACAAGUCCAUAAGAGGGUGUAAUAAAAGUUAACAGGUAGUAGUUAAAUCCUCCCAAUAAUUCUACAAAACCUUGUAAAUUAGAAAUGCACAAUGCUUAUCCGACCCAAUGUAUCUCUAGCAUUGAUGCUUCAUAGAAAGGGAUAGCGCAUUCGAAGCACAUAGAUUAUCAUGUUGCAGUUAAAUUCUUGUGCAAGUUCGGUGUGUUCUACCAAUGGUAUUGAUGUUUGGCCAACAGAGUAAUGCUUACCCGUUGGAAAGGUAAAACCUGAAUAAACAACAUUUCAAUAUCUCAAGAAUUCAGCUCGUGCGUUACAAGAUCACGAUGCAUAUCCAAUCCAAUCCAAUCUAUCUUCACGUGACACAUUCGAGAUGUAAAGAUCAUCAGAUUGCAAUUUAAUUAUCCCAUUAAUUUAGUGCAUUAAAAAUUGAUAAUUAGUAUCGAUAUCUGCUCUGCAUAUCUCCGUCAUUAAUGUUUGCCUCCGGAGCACCGCACCGCUACGGGGCAUAAAAGUCGCGCAAGCAACAAUUCAACUUUCCCGGAAAUCUACUUAUACGUUACUGAGUGUGCGAUGCAUAUCCAAUCUCUAUCUUUAGCAUUGAUCGAUGUGUCAUAAAGAGAUAUAUAUGACACAUCAAAACGCAAACAUUAUCAAGAUGCUUGCGUGCGUUAUAGUGGCAUGGUGCAUAUUGUUCAGCUAUUCUAUCAGAAGAGUGCUUUUAUAUGAAUCAGGGGUAUAAACAUCAAAGAGGAUACAAGCUAUAUCAAUUAUGUGCAAUAUGAAUAUAUAUCAUAUUGCACAACCAAAUUAUUCUUACUUGUGCGAAUGAGAAGUCCAAAAGCACUAAAAUGCCUUUAUAGCACAAUAUGUUCAGUAUGUGCUACAAUAACCUCUUCAUAAAAUUUGUAUUGCCCAUACUCAUACCAAAUGGACCAAAAGAAUGCAGUAUGCAAAAUGACCGUCCACCGAAAAAAGAAAAUAAGAUAUCUUAGGUAGAAAGAUCAAGCAACUUGGCUAGAAAAUAAGGCGCAAAGCGAACCUCCAAAUUUUGCAACGUCUAUGUGCCGUCCAUCUACCUGUAACAGGCCAGUCGAGCUCAUCAAUGGCGCACCUUCCUAAUCAAUCGCUUGCGAGUUGCGACAAACACCGCCCGCCCAAGUUUUAAUUGUGCUGAUGCAGCAAUGUUAAGAAUAGUUUUAACUCGUUUUGAAUUCUUGCUUAUCUUCUUGCAUAUGGCCGGCUAUAUAAAGGGGUGCCGUGGGGAGAGCAGAAGGGCACAAAACACACCAGAAACAAGAGUAGUACUAGUACAGUGUGCAAACCGAGAGUGAGAUCAUCACAUUUGUGAGGACGAUCGAUGGCGUCGGAGAUGAGCAAGAACCUGAUGGCCUCCGACGACCAGGAGGUCACCUCGCAGCAGCGUGACCAGCUGAGCGGUGGCGCUGCUGCUGCUGCUGAAGGCCAAGGUGAGCAGCAGGUUGUGGCUCCGCUGGAGCGGCAGCCGUCGUCGAUCCUGGAGCGGACCCUGGAGGAACUCUCGUACUCUCUGUACGAUGGGCGCGGUCUCGGGUCCAUCAACAUGGACGAGUUCGUGGCCAACAUAUGGAACACUGAGGAGUUCCAGGCGGCGACUGGCGGCUUGAUGGCGGACAUGGAGAAUCAGGCCGCUGUGGUGGGUGCUGCUGGUGGAAGCGGAGGAGCCGGCGCCGGAGGAAGCGGCACUCUGUGCAGGCAGGGGUCCUUCUCCCUGCCUCCACCACUGUCCAGGAAGACGGUGGAUGAGGUCUGGGCUGAGAUCAACGACGAGGGGCCGCUGGCUCACGCCCAAGUCCCAGCCUUCCUGCCGCAAGCCCCGCCGCAGCCCCUGGCUGUGCAGCCACCGAUGGGGAACGGUGGUGGGGUCGCGGCCAAUGGACGCCAGGUGACGCUGGGCUCCAUGACGCUGGAGGAUUUCCUGGUCAAGGCCGGCGUGGUCCGGGGGGGCAUCGCCGGCCAGGGCCAGCCACCUAUGCCGGCUGGCCAGCUGGCCCAUGGGCCGAUGAGCGGCAUGCAGCAGGGCCAGGUGCAGCCUGUUGGGCCGAUGAUGUACCCGAUGGCGCCGGCCAACGCUAUGUACCAGAUGAUGGGUGAUGGCAUGGGGUUCCAGGCCAACGGGUACGCCGACAUGGCCAUCCUGCCGCCGCCGCCGCCUCCGUCUCAGGGCGGAGUCUGCAUCCUGAGCCCCGGGUCCUCGGACGGGAUCAGCGCCAUGACAAACUGUUUCGGCAGUGGAUCCCAGGCCAUGAUGAUGAUGGACAACGGAGCGCGCAAGCGCUCCGCCCCGGAGGACAGGUCCGGUGGGAUGAGCAUGGAGCGCCGCCACCGCCGAAUGAUCAAGAACCGCGAGUCGGCUGCCCGAUCUCGUGCCAGGAGGCAGGCUUAUACCGUGGAGCUGGAAGCUGAACUGGACAAACUCAAGGAGGAGAACGCUCGUCUCAAAGCUCAGGAGGGAUCGAUUCUGAUGGCCAAGCAACAGAAGAUGGAGAACGAGAUGAUGGAGAAGUCCAAGGAGAACGCAAGCGCCAAGAAGGGCGGCCUGCGCCGCUCCAGCAGCUGCACCUGGUGAAGUAGAGACAACGGCGACACCCCCGGACUGAAAAGCUUCAGGAACCAUAUCAACAGGGGGAGGAGGAUUCCCGAUCAAAAAAAAAAAGAGGAAAAGAGGGGGAGGAGGAUUUGCAUUCUGCAUUUUAUUUUGCUUGUUUACAGACAUGGUAUUGGUAAUGUUGUUGGUAGUGUUGGUGCUAGUAUUUACCUGUAAAAUCCGCGGGGCCCAUAUGUCGCUGUUUAUCUGGGUGAGCGGAUGAAUUUCUGUUCGUGUGUUUACUGUCUCCAGGUGAUGGGUUUGUAGAAAGUUACAGAACAAUAGGAGAACAGCGAUGCUUAAAUAUGUGUUUGUGGGUAUUAAUAAAAAAAAUGUCUAUUUAUGUGCUUAGUUAAAA
Brachypodium distachyon (stiff brome) is the source of this 3017-nucleotide messenger RNA. RefSeq names its product ABSCISIC ACID-INSENSITIVE 5-like protein 1. NCBI's taxonomy places the organism in Eukaryota, Viridiplantae, Streptophyta, Magnoliopsida, Poales, Poaceae. The transcript is spliced from 4 exons. The record is from RefSeq and is a predicted model, not a curated record. Gene Ontology annotation, cellular component: nucleus. Gene Ontology annotation, biological process: positive regulation of DNA-templated transcription. Gene Ontology annotation, molecular function: DNA-binding transcription factor activity. The coding region runs from base 1394 to 2641 and encodes 415 amino acids.